AUGGUGAACUUCUCUCCAUCAUCCAUGCACCUUCACAAGCUUACUCGCACUUCUCCUUCCUUCGGGAGUGCGUUCUUUCUGGUGGGUCAUCGUGUUUUGGACAUAAGAGUGCGUAAUGGUUGUUUAUUCCGCAAGAAUCGGAGAUGUUUCGGAGCGUCCAUUUCGUGUUCGGGUGUUGGGAACGAUUUGCCUUCUAUUGAACAGCUGAGUGAUGCACGGGUCAUAUACUCUGUCGCUCCAUCUAUGGGACACAAUCAGGAGUCCCAUCCAGAAUCACAUUUUCGAGUUCCUGCAAUUGUGAAUGCUCUAGAAGAAAUGCAGCUCUCUUCAAAGUUCCGUGGCUCUGAGUUAAUUGAACUUCAACAUUUUGAGCCUGCUUCUGUAGAUGAUAUUGCAAGCGUGCAUGAAAGAGCCUAUGUUUCUGGACUUGAAAAGGUUAUGAAUCAAGCUGUGGAGAAGGGCCUUAUUUUAGUUGAAGGUUCUGGACCAACGUAUGCCACUGCCACUACCUUUCAGGAGUCAAUAAUUGCAGCUGGUGCUGGAUUAGCCUUAGUUGACUCAGUGGUUGCAGGUUCAAAGAUAAAGAGUGAUGCACCCACUGGUUUUGCUCUGAUUAGACCACCAGGACAUCAUGCUGUUCCACAAGGACCUAUGGGCUUCUGCAUUUUUGGCAAUGUGGCCAUUGCAGCCCGUCAUGCUCAGCGUGUUCAUGGACUGAAGCGCGUGUUUAUAAUUGAUUUUGAUGUGCAUCAUGGGAAUGGAACAAAUGAUGCUUUCUAUAAUGAUCCAGAUGUAUUUUUCCUUUCGUUUCAUCAAGAUGGAAGCUACCCAGGUACUGGUAAAUUUGAUGAAGUGGGAAGUGGAGACGGUGAAGGAACCACAUUAAAUCUGCCUCUUCCUGGAGGCUCAGGCGAUACUGCUAUUAGAACCGUGUUCGAUGAAGUUAUUGCACCAUGUGCUCAAAGAUUUAAACCAGACAUCAUUCUUGUUUCUGCUGGGUAUGAUGGCCACGUGUUGGAUCCACUAGCUAAUCUUCAAUAUACGACUGGAACAUAUUACAUGCUAGCGUCCAGUAUUAAACAAUUAGCCAGAGAUUUAUGUGGAGGGCGAUGUGUGUUUUUCUUGGAAGGAGGAUAUAAUCUGAAGUCUCUGUCAUAUUCCGUGGCAGACACAUUCCGUGCUCUUCUUGGUGAUCGAAGCUUGGCAUCUGAGUUUGAUGACCCUAACGUUUUGUACGAAGAGCCAUCUACAAAAGUUAAGCAAGCAAUUCAGAGGAUAAAACACAUUCAUUCCCUGUGA
Sphenostylis stenocarpa is the source of this 1299-nucleotide messenger RNA. Lineage: Eukaryota; Viridiplantae; Streptophyta; Magnoliopsida; Fabales; Fabaceae. The record is from the annotation of a GenBank genome assembly.